CAUUCACACUAUCUUUAAGAUAGUAAGUGGGUUUACGAUAGUAUUUUGAACCCAUUUUUAAUUUUUAUUCAAUCAUACCUGUUAUUACUAGCUACAAAUUUUGUAAAUAUAUCAUUUAAAAAAUAUCGGACUUGCUGUGUGUGUCUGUAUGGCAAUGUUGCCUCUUCCUUCUAGUUUAACCCGUAAUCUUCUACAAGUUGUUUCCGUGCGUUUAAUAAACGAGUUAUGAACACGUUGCUUGAACGUGAUAACAUUUCAAAACUUGUAUACGAUAGAAACUUUUGUAUGAUAGAUAAUUUAGGAGAUGGCUUCUAGUAGUUUGCGAAUGUCAUUCGAUGGGCAUUUCGAAGAAUCUGAUCAGGAUGCCAAUACUGCCCUAUUAGAACUGGACAAAGGGUUACGUUCAGUGAUUAUCGGUAAGCAAUGUGAGGCCAUCGCCUGUUUUCCUAAACUUUUUGAGAAGUACCCAUAUCCUAUACUGAUUAAUUCUGCUUUACUUAAGCUGGCUGAAGUCUUCAGUACAGGUAAAAAUUUACCACGACUAUGUGUAUUCAACGUCUUCCAGCAAAGUGGGAAACACUUGGAGAAGAUAUUCAAUGUGGAUGAAUUUGUCAAACGAAUACUCACAGUUAUUCACUCCAAUGAUCCAAUUGCAAGAUCCAUAACACUGAGGACUUUAGGGAGCAUGGCAGUUAUCAUUUCUGAUCGUAAACCUGUGCAUCACACAAUUCGCGACAGUCUGGACUCGCAUGAUAAUGUUGAGUUAAUGGCAGCAAUUUAUGCUGCAUCCAAGUUUGCGGCUCAAUCCCAAAUGUUUUCUUUCAGCAUGUUCAGAAAAAUUGCAGAAAUGAUUCAGAGCCUGGAAACACCUGUAAAUAUCAAACUUAAACUCAUCCCUAUUUUGCAGUAUAUGCACCAUGAUUCUCAAACUGCCGCCAUGGUCCGACAAUUGUGCUCACAACUUCUGCUUAACUUCCCGUCCAAAAAUUUCGUUUGUGUAAUCCUACACACACUGACACUGCUGGCUAGCGAGACUCUUGUCGAGAUACCUCAACAGCUACUCCUGCUGCUCGAAUAUUUGUCCGACUCAAGGUGGAGUGUUCAGGCUCAAGUUUUAUCCGACUUGAAAAUUUUGGCUGAAAAAAGUCCCCAUCUGUGGACUACGGCGAACGUGGGUGGCCUGAUUGAUAAAUUGUUGGAUCAACAUUCUCAGCAGCACUUUGAAUUGCAGAAAAGGGUACUGCACAUUCUAAUCACGCUAUCUAUGGCUGAAACUGCAAAUUGUUUUACUUUUGAGGAUGAUGGAAAAUUGCCCUUAAUUUGGAAUCAGUGUUGCUACAGCUGUGACCUAUCAGUUGCUGCCAAAGCAGUUCAGUUACUUGUACAACUUGUAGUUAUGUCAAGCAAACAAGAUUAUUUGUCUUCUGCAAUGCCCGAUUUAAGCCAAGAUGCUGCACUAGCUGUCGAAUCACUCUUAUCGGGUCUCUUCCAUGCGGAAAAACGAGAACUCAAGAUUGUCUUGGCAUCAGCUGUUCAGCUGAGUCGUGUGGCCGGAUCAGAAAUCAGUACCGACAUUGUCAAUUGCCUGAUGCGUCUUUUACUGCAAUCAACCGGUUCCACGUUAGUCCUGCUAUGUCAGGCUCUGGCUGCUAUCGGAGACACUCAAUCGUCCGCCAUUGUUCCAGCAGUAGCUGAUAUAAUUUCAAUGCUCAAGAAACUCACCGUACAAAGUGAUCAAGGAACCGCCAUUUCUUUGUUGUACAUUGCUAUAUUUCAAGUACACGUCAACUUCAGCUGGUCUCAACAAGCCAACGAGGUAGUCAACAAAACCAUCUGCAGGGUCGACUUGUGGGUAGCUUUCCGCAUCGCUCGCUCUGCCACACGAUACGGCCAUCAUUCGGUUGCCCAUAAAAUUUUGGAUCGCAUGGUGAAACGAGUUCCAGCGUUAAAUCUCUCUUUCUGGAUUCAGGGAUUGUGUGAUCUUUCUUUGGCUGAAUCACAUCUUAGCGAUGUAGCCAUUAGUUUGUCACGUCGGUUGGAAUUGUCCAUGAAUUGCUACCUGCUAGGACUAUCAAAAUUGAAAAAUGUCACAAAUCCGUCGCGGGCUCUUACAUUUCAAGCUGAAUUUAGCAGACAACGAAUUGAAUUCCUUUCGUCGUGCCUUCAACUCAUUCAGGCUUGCCGAAUUCUUCAACUGAUUCCUCUGCCACUUCCUGCUCAAAUUGUAGCCGUUCCCACUCGUGAUGAACUUAUGCGUUUCGCUCGAAUCACUGUUCAAUUAAAGAAGUUGGUCGUUCAGCUUCGCCAGGCGGGCGAUGCCAUGUCUAAACUCAGACAGAGCGCUUUCGAUGCCGAUCAAGAAAGCCUCGUCAACUUGCAAGUUCAACAGCAAAUGGUCUUGAUUUUGGCUCAGACGGUUGAAUCCACCUGUCUUAGUGCGUCGCAGCAAGAUGAUGUUUCAGUCGAAGACAGUUUUCUUAUGAUCAGCAAGAUUGUGCAAGCAACGGAACACGUCGCUGUGCGUAACAUGGCUAGUCGGUGCGCUGAAUCUGUUGAUCUCGUCCGACGAUUCUGGAAUGUUAACACUGAUUUGAAAGAGAUCAACCAUUUAAAUGUUGGAUGUAUCAUGGAUUGCUUGAAACUGCUAAUCGAAACACCUCUUUGUUUUCCGCGAUUCCUAUUCCAGACACUGCAGACCACUUCUAUUAAGUUAGCGGUGAGCCCUCAGCCGAGAGUUGAUGGAGAGGCAAUAACAACAACCAUGAACUCGCAGUUGGCUGUUAAAGUGGAAGGUGUUGUUCAGGUAACUUGCAGUCACCAAUCUUCUGGCCGGAGUGUACGUGCUGUUCAAGUGACAAUUCAGUCGAAUCCUGCUCACCCCAUUGGGCUGUGUGGCAAGGCAACCGAGUCGAGUACGAUUAUGAAAACAACAGUGGAGCCCCAUAAUGAUUAUUUCUCCACUCAGUUUCUGCUGUCAUUCACCUCCGCUGGCCUGCACGACGUACUAAUAAAAACGGCUCUGGUGGACACAUUUGAUGCGCUGUGUGAUUACGGGCAAUCGUCUCUUAAAAUCAAGGAUACUGUGAGACUGUUUCAAAAAUCCAAGAAAUGAAUCGCAGCCAUAACCUUUAUUAUGACAGAACCAAAAUCCAACACAAA
Molecule: messenger RNA, 3159 nt
Organism: Daphnia pulicaria
Lineage: Eukaryota; Metazoa; Arthropoda; Branchiopoda; Diplostraca; Daphniidae
Product: integrator complex subunit 7-like
Exons: 10
Coding region: 305-3112 (935 amino acids)
Biological process (GO): snRNA 3'-end processing
Cellular component (GO): integrator complex
Source: RefSeq, a predicted model, not a curated record